This is a messenger RNA of Salvelinus sp. IW2-2015, 1259 nucleotides long. It is a transcript of the gene gjb3, whose product is annotated as gap junction protein beta 3. NCBI's taxonomy places the organism in Eukaryota, Metazoa, Chordata, Actinopteri, Salmoniformes, Salmonidae. Gene Ontology annotation, cellular component: connexin complex. The record is from RefSeq and is a predicted model, not a curated record. Gene Ontology annotation, molecular function: gap junction channel activity. Gene Ontology annotation, biological process: cell-cell signaling.
CCCCACCCACAGGCAUACUCCAAAGACCCAUUACUCAAGACAACGACGUUCUACCUGUAGAGCGGGCUAAAUCUCUGCGUAAAACGAAUUAGCCCAAGAUAAAUCUACAGAAAAAGAAAAGUGAUUUAUGAACAAAAGCACAAACAACGGAUUAACAUUUGUUAAGUUGCUCCAGUAAUCCAUAGUAAUCAAACUAAAGAAAGCUCAUUCUAAAAAGGGGGCUGUCAACAUCCAGCCCCAAUCAUGGAUUGGAAGACCUUCCAAGCCCUCCUAAGUGGGGUGAAUAAGUACUCCACUGCGUUCGGCCGUAUCUGGCUCUCUGUGGUGUUUGUGUUCAGGGUAAUGGUGUACGUGGUGGCGGCAGAACGCGUGUGGGGCGAUGAGCAGAAGGACUUUGACUGCAACACCAAGCAGCCCGGCUGUGCUAACGUCUGCUACGACCACUACUUCCCCAUCUCCCACAUCCGCCUGUGGGCCCUGCAGCUCAUCUUCGUCACCUGCCCCUCCUUGAUGGUGGUGAUGCAUGUGGCGUAUCGCGAUGAACGUGAGCGGAAGUACCACGCCAAGCAUGGCAACAAGGCCAAGCUGUACGAGAACACAGGCAAAAAGCACGGCGGCCUCUGGUGGACCUACCUGCUCAGCCUCUUCGUCAAGACAGGCAUCGAGAUCUCCUUCCUCUACAUCCUCCACAAAAUCUAUGACAGCUUCUACCUGCCCAGGCUGGUCAAGUGUGAGGUCAGCCCCUGCCCCAAUCAGGUGGACUGCUACAUCGGCCACCCCACAGAGAAGAAGGUCUUCACCUACUUCAUGGUGGGCGCCUCGGCCCUCUGCAUCGUGCUCAACGUCUGUGAGAUCAUCUACCUCGUCUCCAAGGGCGUCGCUCGCAUGGCACAAAAGAUGAAGAGAAGAGAGCGCACCUUGGCCUUGCAUGAACGGUACAACARGGAUAAUUCCUGCAGUGCCUGCAGCACUCUACCUAUGUCUAGGCUGGAGAAACAAUCCUUAAAGCCCCAGUUUCCAGGCCACCUACAAGCCACCUUACCGGCUCACAUGCAUGCGUCUGCCCCUAACCUGUCCUAGAGUGGAUGUCCACUCUAUCCCAAGACUGAACCAAACAUGGAGGCCUAUGGAGCCAGGCCUCACCUCAUUGGUCAAGCCUGUUCAAGCUGGUCCUCCUGUAAGACUUUGUAUGAGAGACAGACUUUUCUCAAAGUCUCUACUGCCCUAGCUAUUACUGCCCUAUACUGCCAUGGAGCAAG